CCACUCUGCCUAUGGAGUCCAGUCCGCCUGGCUGGGAGCUUGGUCAGUCUCUGGGUAAUGCAGCUCACAUCUGGGGAAAUGGAAGUGAAGCAUCUGCCCACCUUGCAUUGCAUUCCUCACUGAAGCAGAGAUCUCCAGACCCUAUUGCUGAGGGCAAAGAGACUCCUCUCCGGUUCAUCUCGGCCUUUCCCGGGGCAGCUGGGCAGCAGUCAGCACUGGCACCUCCUAUACCUCCUCUUCACUUGGGAUGAAGGGUCUGGGGACCAGGUCAACGUGGAGGUACCGGGCCACCAUGCUCAGUCUCAAGCUGCCUCAACUCCUUCGAGUCCAUCAGGUCCCCCGGGUGUUUUGGGAAGAAGGCAUCAUGUCUGGCUACCGAUGCCCCACAAGCUCUGCCUUAGACUGUGUCCUCAGCUCCUUCCAGAUGACUAAUGAGACGGUCAACAUCUGGACUCACUUCCUGCCCACUUGGUACUUCCUGUGGCGCCUCCUGGCGUUGGGCAGCCCGGGCUUCCGCGCGGAGCCGUACCACCUACCGCUGCUGGUCUUCCUACUGCCCACCUGCCUCUAUCCCUUUGCAUCCUGCUGCGCGCACACCUUUAGCUCCAUGUCGCCUCGCGCUCGUCACAUCUGCUACUUCCUGGACUACGGGGCACUCAGCCUCUACAGCCUGGGCUGCGCCUUCCCCUAUGCUGCCUACUCCAUGCCGGCCUCCUGGCUGCACAGCCGCCUACACCAGCUCUUCGUGCCCGCUGCUGCACUCAACUCCUUCCUGUGCACCGGCCUCUCCUGCUACUCUCGGUUCCCAGAGCUAGAAAACCCCGGGCUCAGCAAGGUUCUCCGCACAGCCGCCUUUGCCUACCCCUUCCUGUUUGACAACCUCCCGCUGUUCUACAGGCUGCGGCUGUGUUGGGGCAGGGCCCACAGCUGUGGGCGGGACGCACUGAGCUGCAGCCAUGGUUACCACCUCCUCUGCGCUCUGCUCACAGGCUUCCUUUUUGCAGCCCGUCUACCAGAGCGCCUGGCGCCUGGGCGCUUCGACUAUAUUGGCCACAGCCACCAGCUGUUCCACAUCUGUGCAGUGCUGGGCACCCACUUCCAGCUGGAAGCUGUGCUGGCUGAUAUGGGGUCCCGCAGAGGCUGGCUGGCCAUGCAGGAACCCACCUUGGGCCUGGAGGCCACCGUGGCCACCUUAAGCCUGGCAGUGAUUGGGAACCUGCUCAUCAUCGCUGCUUUCACAGCCUCCUUGCUGCGGAGCCCUGGGGCCUGCCCCCUGCUGCAGGGUGGUCCCCUCGAAGAGGAACUCGAAGCCAAACAACAGUGAGGCCCGUUGCCAUGGAGGGAGGCUGAGGCCAGACUUCAUUACUGUGGAGGAGCCCUGACAUGGGCCUGAGAAGGUGGAGGCUAUUCUGAUUCUGAAAGGGUAGCUGCAGAGAAGAGGCUCUCUGGGGACGGGUGGCAGGAUAGAGGCCCCAAGAGACCAGUGGUGGAGGCCUGCGAGUGGACACAGGUACCAGGCGGGAGCGGAGUGGGAGGUGUAAGGCCUCUCACUGGGCUUCUACCCUGUUGCCCUGGAACCUGUUCACCUCAGGUCACCCUGAGAGCUUGUUCCAUGAGGGCCACAUACCCACCCUGCCCCAGGACCAGACUGCCACGUGUCAGCAACUCUGUCUACACAUGAGCUGCCUGACCUGCUUACCACUGUGACCAGGCCUUUUCUGAUUUGCAUGCCUGGGUGUGUCUGUGUUGGCGGUGAGAUAAUGGAUGUGGUGGGAAUCACUGUGGGGAGGCGGGCUGUGGGACCUCUGGUGCGAUCCAUCACAGAGCAGUAUAAUAAAGACGCAAAUGAACCGGA
Rattus rattus (black rat) is the source of this 1855-nucleotide messenger RNA. It is a transcript of the gene Paqr6, whose product is annotated as progestin and adipoQ receptor family member 6. The record is from RefSeq and is a predicted model, not a curated record. NCBI's taxonomy places the organism in Eukaryota, Metazoa, Chordata, Mammalia, Rodentia, Muridae. The coding region runs from base 248 to 1324 and encodes 358 amino acids. Gene Ontology annotation, molecular function: signaling receptor activity. The transcript has 8 exons. Gene Ontology annotation, cellular component: membrane.